UACAGAAGCACCGCCAAAGAUAGAGAGAGAGAGAGUACUGGCAUUCCAAAGUAAUCGGAAAGGAAAUCAUACGAAAACUGUCACCCCACGCCGGCCAAAGGAUUUGAGAUGGGGGGCAGUCUUGCUGAAGAGCUUUACUCAGAAAGUUUGAAGCUAUCAAAGAAAGACUUGGGUUCUUCUUCAAUCUCCAUUGGUAAAGCAAGUGAUUCACGUGAUUGUGAUGUGGAUGACUUGGAGCGUGAAGGUGGAUCGAUGUGGGAAAAUUCUGGGGAGGAAUUGGAUGAAUCAUCUGAAUUGGACAGGGAAUGGCAGAGGAGACGUGAGCAGUAUCAUAUACAUGGGUAUCGUGAAGGUAUCUCUGCAGGGAAAGAAGCUUCUGCACAAGAAGGGUUUAAUAUUGGCUUUAAGCGAUCAGUCCUUGUCGGGUACAACUGGGGCAUUGUUAGAGGUGUUACCAGUGCAUUGGCUUCCCUUCCAGAUGGGUUAAAGGAACAGUUAAUUGAAACCCAAGAAAAGAGGGAUGAAUUCAGGGUCUUGUACGAAUCUGUUCACUCUAUUUCGACAGUGGAUGCUCUUCGGCUGUUUAAUGAUGAUCUCGUGGCAAAAAAGGCCCUAGAAGGAAGUGAAAAUGCUGAGGCUAGUUCUCGUUUACCAAGUCUGCAGGAGCAAAGUUCAGGCUCGAAUCGUCUAGAAAAUUACUUCGUAGAGCUCCAAUCACUUCUUUCAGCCUGUCCUGCACUCGAUGUACAUUUUCCUGUCAACCAGUAGUUGCUAUUGUAACUUUAAUAUCAUUAAUUAUUUUAGUCUAAACAAAAAUUGGAGGAAAAAAUAUCUGAUACUCUGGCACCAUUUAUUGUUGAACUCAUGUUAUUGAAUAAAUUAUAUUUC
Molecule: messenger RNA, 888 nt
Organism: Juglans regia (Persian walnut)
Lineage: Eukaryota; Viridiplantae; Streptophyta; Magnoliopsida; Fagales; Juglandaceae
Exons: 5
Coding region: 109-768 (219 amino acids)
Source: RefSeq, a predicted model, not a curated record